AGUCCUUUACUUUAAAUCAGGAAGAAACCCUUCAUUGAGACACUGGUGUGCGGCUCUGCGAAACUUGGAAAAUGGGUGCGUACAAGUAUGUAUCGGAGCUAUGGAGGAAGAAACAGUCCGAUGUGAUGAGGUUCCUCCAGAGGGUGAGGUGCUGGGAGUACAGACAGCAACCUUCGAUUGUUCGUCUCGUUAGGCCUACUCGUCCUGAUAAGGCUCGUCGUUUGGGUUACAAGGCCAAGCAGGGCUUUGUUGUGUACCGUGUCCGUGUGAGACGUGGUGGACGCAAGAGGCCAGUGCCCAAGGGUAUUGUGUAUGGUAAGCCUACAAACCAGGGAGUGACACAACUCAAGUUCCAGCGUAGCAAGCGAUCUGUUGCUGAGGAGCGUGCUGGCAGGAAAUUGGGUGGUCUCAGAGUUGUCAACUCUUACUGGCUCAAUGAGGAUUCGACUUACAAGUACUACGAGAUCAUCUUGGUUGACCCAGCACACAAUGCUGUCCGUAAUGACCCGAGGAUCAACUGGAUCUGCAACCCAGUUCACAAGCACCGUGAGCUCAGAGGACUUACUUCAGAGGGAAAGAAGAACAGAGGUCUUCGUGGAAAGGGUCACAACAACCACAAGAACCGCCCAUCUCGCAGAGCUACAUGGAAGAAGAACAACUCCAUCUCCCUUCGUCGUUACCGUUAAUUGCUGUUUGCUUUUAUUAUCAUCUUCUAAGCUCCAUGUUGUUGCACUUUUAUCUCUCGCAAGUUGACUUGUUUUUGCAAAUUUUGGAUACUAUACAAUUGCUUUUCAAGUAUGCUUUAAUCCUAAAUUUUAUAUUUGAUUGCGUUUUUGUUCA
Messenger RNA from Capsella rubella, 840 nucleotides. Its product is annotated as 60S ribosomal protein L15-2. Gene Ontology annotation, biological process: cytoplasmic translation. The record is from RefSeq and is a predicted model, not a curated record. Gene Ontology annotation, cellular component: ribosome; cytosolic large ribosomal subunit. Gene Ontology annotation, molecular function: structural constituent of ribosome; RNA binding. NCBI's taxonomy places the organism in Eukaryota, Viridiplantae, Streptophyta, Magnoliopsida, Brassicales, Brassicaceae. Bases 72 to 686 code for a protein of 204 amino acids. The transcript is spliced from 4 exons.